This is a messenger RNA of Staurois parvus, 359 nucleotides long. The record is from the annotation of a GenBank genome assembly. NCBI's taxonomy places the organism in Eukaryota, Metazoa, Chordata, Amphibia, Anura, Ranidae.
GUAACAUUUCUGUGUCCCUCAGUAACAAUUCUGUGUCCCUCAGUAACAAUUCUGUGUCCCUCAGUAACAAUUCUGUGUCUGUCCCUGAGUAACAAUUCUGUGUCCCUGAGUAACAAUUCUGUGUCCCUCAGUAACAAUUCUGUGUCCCUCAGUAACAAUUCUGUGUCCCUCAGUAACAAUUCUGUGUCCCUCCCUAAAGUAACAAUUCUGUGUCCCUGAGUAACAAUUCUGUGUGUCCCUGAGUAACAAUUCUGUGUCCCUCAGUAACAAUUCUGUGUCCCUCAGUAACAAUUCUGUGUCCCUGAGUAACAAUUCUGUGUCCCUGAGUAACAAUUCUGUGUGUCCCUAAGUAACGUUUC